Sitodiplosis mosellana (orange wheat blossom midge) is the source of this 5164-nucleotide messenger RNA. It is a transcript of the gene l(3)neo38, whose product is annotated as zinc finger protein 347. Gene Ontology annotation, biological process: regulation of transcription by RNA polymerase II. NCBI's taxonomy places the organism in Eukaryota, Metazoa, Arthropoda, Insecta, Diptera, Cecidomyiidae. The transcript is spliced from 6 exons. Gene Ontology annotation, cellular component: nucleus. The record is from RefSeq and is a predicted model, not a curated record. Gene Ontology annotation, molecular function: DNA-binding transcription factor activity, RNA polymerase II-specific; RNA polymerase II cis-regulatory region sequence-specific DNA binding. Bases 1789 to 3102 code for a protein of 437 amino acids.
AUCUGAAAUAAACAAAAUCAACGAUUUGAAUCAUUUUCUAUCUUGAUCGAAAAGAUGGUAACUACAAUUGAACAAAAAAAAAACUCGAAUGAAACAUAAAUACAAAUUCACCUUCUCAGCGGAGUUUUUGCUAUUUUUUCGAUUUGUGUUGAUUCGGCAAUUGGUAGGUCAUUUGAACUAGUGUUUGCACGUUCAAAACUCAUUGUGUUUCCUUUUUCUAUUCACACUAAUUUCUUUUUCUUUGUGUGUGUUCUGAAUGUUUUCACUUAAAUAACACUGUUUCCACUUUUAAAACAUGUAUUUUCUUGUUUAUGUAGGAAAAUUCAUACAUUCCAAAUAACAUAACCUCAUUCCACAAUUAAAAAAAAAUCAGUUUCAGAAAUCAGCUCAUCAAUUAUCACAGUUCAUGGUUUACAGAAUCAGAAAACUUUCAACAAAAUUGCGUUGUAAUCGUUCAAUUUUUAAAUUUCCGAUGGAAAAAACACUCUGCCGUGAAAAUUAGUACAAUUAUAAAAACACAAUCAAUAUUUUCGUUAUUUGCGAUUUGUUAAAAAGUCUUUCCCUCUUAAUUUUGACACAGCAACAAGCAAAGAACACAUAUCAAACGCUAGUUGCAUUCGUUUGUGAAAUACCCACGAAGAACAUCAAAACGUCACACAACGUAUAGAGACGCCAUGUGCGACAGUCUCCGCGGACAUUGACAGUACUACUAAACCCAAGCAGCACAAUCGGCAUUUUGGGACAAAAUCAUUCAAACGAUUUCAAAUGAAAUGUUUUGAAUUUUCGCUCCGAGAAAAGCUAUUGAAAAUUGUUUUUUUUUUCUAGCUAUUGAAAAUUAUUUGUUGAUCGAUAGGAAACUACGUUGAAUUAGUUUGUCAAUAUGGAAAAUUACAAAUUAUUGUAUGUAAAUGCAAGAAUAAAAGCAAAAGUUCCAAAGACGACAAUUUUCUCCAUUUGCAUGGUUCGAUUUUCAUACGUUUUAUAUCUGUUUUUUUUUUUUAAUGUCUUUUUCGAUAAACUCUUUUUUCCAGUAUUAGUUUUCGUUCAUUUUCAGAUUUGAGAUUGUAUUGUGGAAUUUGAUGCCCCUUCAUAAAAUAUUCUAGGUUUUCACUCUCGUUCAUAUCCAUGUUUUAAGCAAGUGUUACAUUCAGAACACCCUAUGUACGGCUAUAUACGGCUAUGAUUUCUCCUCUAGACUAAUAUUUACAGUUUGGAUAAAGCACAUAUGUGCAUAAGCAACCCUCGCUGAAUGCAAAUGAAUUCACCGCUUCCCUUAGUUACUAAUACUAUGGCUUCGUUGUACGCUUUCGAUACGAAUGUGUGCGUGUAUAUGUGUGAGGGUGUCAAUGUGUGAGCUCACAUGUACACAUAAAGUACGUGUGUAUGUGUCGCUUCCUAUUGAAAAUCAUUCUAUUUCUUCCUUAUAAACAGAGAAAGACGAAAGCGGAAAAUGUAUUAGAGUGCUGAGUGAAUCAGUGAAUCAACGUAAUUCUAUUCAUCUUCCUCAGUUUUGCGAAUUUGUUUCUAAUUAGAAAAUAUUUUAGUUGGAUUAAACAAAAAAAAUCAAUCGAAAUUGUGCAAUCAUUUGAGAUUUCUUCUUAAGUUUCAGUUAAUUUUGUUUAUUUUGAAAUUUAUAUUGGGCCAUUUUGAUUGGUGUUUACUUUGUAUUUUCGUGUGGUGUAACAGUACGACGUCCAAAAGAGUGAUUUUUUUCUUUUGUCUCUCUUGUUGGGCGGCCCAUAAAGUUUACGUUACAAUUCCCUUUUACGUUCGUUUCAUCGGUAAAUAAUGAAUUUUUCCGCAUUUGGUGGCCCAUUCUCUGGCAUUCAUCAAUUUGCCGCAAAAUUUGGUCAUGACACACAAAGUGGACCAUUUUCAUCGGCUACAUCAGGCAUGAAUUCUCAGGAUGUGCAUGGCAACCGCUAUCACACAACUACAAAUCACUUCAAUCAAAAUUCUACCUCAGGCUCAGCUAUGCAAUAUGGGCAGAAUCUUUCGAAUGCUUAUAACCAGCCGCAAGGUGAGCAUAAUAAUAUGUUUAGCAACGAUCACAAAGAUGCGCUGAAAACGAAGAUUGAACGAGAUCGUGAAGAUGCUAUCAACCAACAAAUAUUGCAAAAUGUUAAUCAAUCAUGGCAAACAUUGGCCAAUCCAUCGAACACAGUGGAUUAUUCGUCUCAUUUGUUGUCGGCCACGCUGCCCAUUUCCAUACAGCAUUUUCUCAAGUAUUCUGAAUCUAUCAAAAAGGAGUCGUCUGCUCUGAACAACAGCACCAUUGGCAAUGGAUCGACCAGCAAUGGAUUAAAUGGUAAUUUGUCGAGCAUAAAUAAUUCGAUGAGUUCGGCAAACUUAAACUUAAGCGGUGGACUGAAGAACGGCAUCAGCCCAAAUUUGAAUCUGGCUCUGAAUCAAGUAAACGCAAUGCAUUCUCACCACCAACAUCACACAUCGAACAGCAUUUCGAAUUCAUCAAAUGCGGCAACAGCGGCGAACAACACGAACAACGUGUCGAAUCAUGCAGCCGAAAUUAUUGACAGUGUUGCAACUACAACGACUGCGGUAAGCAAUGGCAAGAAGAAGAAGAAGAAAGCACCAAAAGAGAAGAAACCACGACCAAAACCGGGUGAGAUACGUGAAACUAAAGCACUCGAUGGAUCCACGUUGUAUUGCUGUCCCGAAUGCCAAAUGGCUUACCCAGAUCGUAGUUUAAUCGAGCAACACGUCAUUUCGCAUGCCGUCGAACGGCGUUUUGUGUGCGAUAUUUGUAAUGCAGCUCUUAAGCGCAAAGAUCACUUGACACGCCACAAAUUGUCGCACAUUCCAGAUAGACCGCAUGUUUGCAACAUUUGCAUGAAAUCCUUCAAACGAAAGGAGCAGCUCACUUUGCACAUCGUCAUCCAUUCGGGCGAAAAGAAACAUGUUUGCCAAGAAUGCGGCAAAGGAUUUUAUCGAAAGGACCAUUUGCGCAAACACACGCGAUCCCACAUUGCUAGACGAGUAAAAUCCGAAGUAUCAGCGCAGUCGCAGCCAGCGGCUCCGGCUACAACUGUUUCGGCAACCACAACCACAAACGGCAGGCAGGCACAAAAUUCGUCUUCCUGAUCUUCCUACAAAGACUUCUGGUAAAAUUGAUGACACUUUGAUACUCCAUCGAUUUUGGAUGCGUUAGAAACAUUUUGUGCUUUCAGAUCUCAUCGUUGCAUCUUUUACUUUCUUUUUACAUGAUCGAAUUAGUUUAUCGAUUGUCAACGAAUAUGUUUAUUUAUAUUAUUAUCUUAAGUUUAUUAUUAUUUUUCAAUUAAAUAAUUCAUUCAACACUUUAAAUCAGUCAAACUGAUGAAAAGCAAUUAUCAUUUUAAAUGAAUUGAACUGGUUUUAUUUGUGAUUCGUUGUUUUUGUUUUGAUUAUGUGAUUUUUGCUCUCAAUUGGAGAUUUAAAAUGAUCGAAAUGGGAUUUAAUUGAUUAUGAUGAUGAUGAUGAUGAUGAUGGGUUUCAUGCCAAAAUGAGCGCCAGAAGUCUUUUUAAAUACUAGAAUAUGAAUAUGAGUCUUACACAAUUUUACAAGAAACUCAUGCAAUGAAUUUUUGCUAAUUAUUUUUCAUUUUUGAUGCCAUUCGAUCUUUGUACUAUGAUGAUCCAUUAUUUCUUUUUAUUUACAUGUGAUUUUUUAAACGUUCGCUUUCUUUGCUGAUUUGUAUUUUUCGUUUUAUUUUUCAUAUACAAAAUCGUGAAAACAUAUACAUACCCCAUAGGCUUUAGAAUCUUUUUAUGUGUGACUACAUAUAGGUUGUAAAAUUUAAGUAAUACGUAUUUCGUUCGGCAAUAAUACUUGAAGUAGUUUUUGAUGAUCUUUUUGCUUGUCGCGACAAGCAGCGUUUUUUUUUCAUCUUUUGAGAAUAUGAUCCAAAUCUAGUUUCCAACAAACACCCAUAUAGUUUAGGGAUUUGAAAAGAAAACACACAAACUUUCGCCACUUUAAAAAAAACGUAAUUGAAUAAUGAAUACCUUAUAAAAAAAAAGAAAACUCCAUACUGGUUUAAAAUAUGUGCAGAAACGCAGAAAAAGUCUUAUCCAAGAUAGAAAAAGCAAAAAAUUUUGAGAACAACAAUGACAAAUAUGUUUUGUAAUUAGAAGCUAUUGAAGGGUAACAAGUAACAUAUAUUUUUAUAAAUGAAUAAAGUUUAAAUAUACUUUUAUACAGAGACAUAGGUGAAGAUGAAAAAGCAAAAUGCUAAACAAAUGCUAAAUCAGAAUAACUUUAUUGUAGGUAUUCAACCGAAAAUGCAAUUGUCUAGCUAUAAAUUUGAAUAAUUUUUUUUUUCUCGGAAAGUUGUGAUCACAACAAUAAUCAACUGCAUAACGGAAUGGGAGCAAAUCUUGAAGCCGUUACAAAUGUUGACGAAACACCAGCUUCUAUUGCGUUAUCUUCCGCCUGGAAACCAUCUUAUAAAAUGAUACAAAGAGAUCCUCAAGCAAAAAAAGACUCCUUUUCAGUAUACAACUAGUAAUGUAAUGAAUAGGUUUAGGUAGUCAUAAGCUUAUAAUUUGCGUAAUAGAAAUUUUGACAUUCUGCAAUGGAAAUAAAGGACAAAACAAUCGAUGUACUUCUAUUAUCGAUAUUGUGGCAAUUUUAGUAUAUAUAUAUAUACCCAUUAUUCAAUCAAGCUAUUGUAUAUUUGUGUUUCGCUUUAGCGCAAAGCUAUGUUGCUCUGUUGCCAUUGAUUUACUUCUAAUCGAUCACAAAUAAUAAAAUCGCCCAUACAAUUCCAAUGUGUUUCCUAGAUUACAAGCCAACCUACAAACCAAACAGACAACAUACAUUCCAUCAACAUACUUUUCCAGAAUAACAAGAGUUUUUUUUUUAUACAAAAACAACCAAAACAUCUACGAUUUAAAUUAAUAUACAGAGUUGCCGACUUGUAGAAAUAUAUAUUACAUAAACGCAAACACAAAAAAAAAACACAAUAAAGAAGUAAAGUACAAACGAGCAUAAAUGCUUCAAUGAUGAAUUACAACAACUGAUAUCGAUCGCUACGAAAAGAAAACUAUUUUACCACGAAAUUCUGAACAAAUAGCAAAUAGCAGUUAGAAUAAUCGGUUUGACUAUGGCAAAUUAUUAUUAAAAGAUUAAAUAAAAAAAAAACUGAUAUUUAUGCAAGAAAAA